CACGAAACAAGGACAAUGACGACUUGGUUUGCUUUACUUCUACUUUGUUCAGAUAACUGAUUUUGCCCAGAGAGAGGGAGGGAGAGAACGACGACGACAAAGACCCAUUUAUAUGUUGGGCUGCAUUUCAUCGCUGCUUCCGCAUCAAAGCUGAAGGUUCUCUUUAAUUUGAAAUUUCCCUUAUGGCUAAUGCCACUGAUGAUGUUGAUUCAUUAACUACUCUUGGGAGAAGCACCGUCUCUUAUUACGGUGUGGGGCAUAUGCUUAAUGACAUUACUGCUUCCUGUUGGUUUACAUAUCUCUUACUGUUCUUGACAGAUAUUGGACUUUCCCCAAGGGAUGCUGCUACUGUUAUGCUUUCUGGUCAAAUAGCUGAUGGAUUUGCAACCAUAUUUGCUGGCGAACUGAUAGAUCGGUUUGGACAUUUCAAAUUGUGGCAUGGUGCAGGCUCUGUUUUGGUUGCUAUAUCUUUUUCUUCCGUUUUUGGUGCUUGCAUACCUUGUAAAAUUUUUGGCACCUCUUCAUCAACAUUGCGAACUGUCGGUUACAGUAUAUUUGCAGCCAUCUUUAACGUUGGUUGGGCUGCUACUCAGGUUUCACACAUGUCUAUGUUGAAUUGCAUUACGCUGAAUUCAAAUAGCAGAGUGGUGCUAGCUAGCUGUCGAAAUGCUUUUACUAUGGUUGCCAACCUCAGCCUGUAUGCAGUUGCUUUUGUUGUCUUUGGUGUCACUCGGGCAAAUACACAUGCCGACAUUGAAAUUCAGUACCGCUGGAUUGCGUAUUUGUCAAUUUUCAUAGGAUGCUGCUUUGUGGGUAUAUUUCAUCUCGGCACAAAAGAGCCAAGAUUAAAAGUCAGCGCACAAGGAAACAGUAGUUCAAGGAUUUCAUGGACAUACUGGUUCAAGAAAGUUCUGUAUUAUCAGGUUGCUAUUGUUUAUGUGCUGACCAGGCUAGUGGUCAAUGUUUCACAGGCAUAUCUUGCAUUCUAUGUUAUAGAUGAUCUGCGAAUGGCGCAAUCAGCUAAAGCUCUGGUUCCUGCGAUUAUCUACAUAAGUAGCUUCCUCGUAUCUGUACUACUACAGGAGAUUUCAUGGAAUGGUCAUUCCUUGAAGACCUUCUUUUCUGCUGGAGCCAUUAUGUGGAUAUUUUGCGGAGCAGGGAUCCUAUUUUUACCUAGCAACAUGAGUGCUUUCAUGUUCCUCAUAUCAAUAUUUAUUGGCAUAGCGAAUGCUUUGAUGAUGGUUACUGGAGUAAGCAUGCAAAGCUUUUUAAUUGGUACAGAUCUCAAUGGAUGUGCAUUUGUAUGUGGAUCUUUAAGCUUCUUGGACAAAAUCUCAUGUGGGCUUGCCUUAUUUGUUCUUCAGUCCUAUCAAAGUAACAGAUUCAUACAGGAAAACCAUUCAAAUCAUGUCAACAUCUCAGUCACGAGAUUUGGAUUGGGUCUUGUUCCGGCGUUAUGUGCACUUGUCUCUGUGGUAGUCACAUACACCAUGAAACUCCAAACUGCUCGCUGUAAACCUUUGAUGGAGCCUCUAUUGGCAUAGUGUCCACUUGAAACCAAUGUUGACUCGAAGUUCUGUAUAUACUUGUUAGUUUUUAUUACAAGCACAUGCUUGAGAGAAAUUAACCGGGCAGACCUAAUUCUGCUUUAGGAGAAGCUGAAAAAAUUUCGGCAAUUCAUAAUGUCAACAAGGCCAUUUAAUUCUUUACUUAUUUGUCCUUUUAAUUCUUUUUAUUGAAGGGAUUGAUGGCAUGAUUGCACGCCGUUGUUCAUCUGUGUAUAAUAAUUUACUAAACAUUCAGCUGUUUGA
This is a messenger RNA of Pyrus x bretschneideri (Chinese white pear), 1811 nucleotides long. Its product is annotated as major facilitator superfamily domain-containing protein 12. Gene Ontology annotation, cellular component: membrane. The record is from RefSeq and is a predicted model, not a curated record. Gene Ontology annotation, molecular function: symporter activity. Lineage: Eukaryota; Viridiplantae; Streptophyta; Magnoliopsida; Rosales; Rosaceae. The transcript is spliced from 13 exons. Bases 183 to 1544 code for a protein of 453 amino acids. Gene Ontology annotation, biological process: carbohydrate transport.